Molecule: messenger RNA, 1617 nt
Organism: Periophthalmus magnuspinnatus
Lineage: Eukaryota; Metazoa; Chordata; Actinopteri; Gobiiformes; Gobiidae
Exons: 6
Coding region: 353-1123 (256 amino acids)
Biological process (GO): proteasome localization; nuclear protein quality control by the ubiquitin-proteasome system
Cellular component (GO): nucleus
Source: RefSeq, a predicted model, not a curated record
CAGAGAUGACAACCUCCCGCGUGACCCCGCCCGCGCGGUAACCACAGCAGCGCGCUUGAUCAAUGCAUUGUGGUUAGGACCAGGAGGCAGACAAAAGUUUAGUUAGGCUCGUUUUUAGGCAUUUCUGCGGGGUGUUGUUUCGGGGUUAGACUCGUUUUGCGUUAUACUAACUUUAUUGACAGCUACAAGUUUGUUCGCAAUAGUCGUUUGUAUUUGGAAAACCUCCAAACUGGAUAUAACCCUUUGAAAUUUACGAGCGCGGGUUAAAGAGCCAACUGGGAUUUAAACUUUUAGCAUCUUAGCAUCAAGAGGCUGUUAGCAAGUAGUUAGCUUGACUUAUUUAACGCACAGAAUGGCGGCUUUAUGCCAUCCACGGCGUGCAUUGGUUGAGAUACCUGCUCCUCAACCUAAAAUUGAAGGUCGAAUUAAGAGAUCUUAUCUGGAAAUACUAGGAUCUCGUUUAUCUCCAACACCAAGAGGCAGAAGCCCAACGGCCCCCAGAAGAUUACAGUCAAUAGAUCUGUGGAGUGGGAGGAUCCAGGUCCAGUGUGACAAAAUGGAGGACCAGCACACACCGCUGUCAAAGCAACAACUAGUACAACUUAUCAGAUCUCUCAUUCUGGUCGAACAGAGUCAAGAGCCCAGAGUCCUAGCAUCAGAUUUGAAGUUUCUCCAGGAGGACCUCCACUUGAAGAAGGCCAAUGUUUACAGAUCCAUCCCAUACUCCAGACUGGGCUCAAACAGGGACGCACACUGCUACAGGAAGGCCUAUCCUCACCUGGUAGCAUUUAAAGUUUCUUGCCAAGAAUGGGGCCAAGUUUUGUUACGAAACCAAGAAUGGGACGUAGUUUUGGAGCACACUUUGCUGGCGUGGAGAUUCACCAGUGAGUUACCCCAAUGGGACACGGCCAGUCACAACGCUCUGAGAGAACAAUGCUUUAGCAUGCUAGCAUCGCAGAGUCAAGCUGCUCUUCAACACUACAAUCCACCAGCCAGCAGGGGGCGCGAGUUGCUACGGAGAUUCAAAAUGGCGCAGCAACAUUCACAAGCCAUCACACCGUGCAUUGAGGCGCUGCAAAGGAUUCUGGGAAAGGCCGAUGACUCUGCCAUGGACACAAAAUAAGCUUUAACCAAUCAAAUGGCUCCACCCUAGUGGUACAUGUUUUCUUGUAAAUGUAAUUAAUGUUUGUUACGUGGGCCAAAACAUUUUCAGUGGGCGGUAAUGACAGUAUUGUUCCAAAAGGUGGCGCCGAAUGCAAUAAGCUCCGCACCAUUGGUCUUUAAGUGGUAAUAAUACACUGGGUCAUUGCUCCCAAAUGCAAUUACAGGCCAUUUAAUCAUACCUCUUUUUCUACGGAAGCCCCGAUUGACAAAAAUAUCUCUGUGCUCUAUAGAAGAUGUAAGCUUGUAUAGUAGCUUUAGUGUAUUUUUGUAUACUUCCCAUUACAGUUCCAGGAUUUGCCCUUAGAUUGUAAAUAUUUUCGCUGAUACUUGAAUUCUCUCCUUUUUUUCUAUGUUUUGUUUUGUCUUGUUUGCGCUGUUGCCAAUGCCUACACCUGAACACUUGAAGAGUUUUGAUUAAAUAGAUUAAUUUAAAUAAAGCUGUUUGCAAUUUGU